AUGUUAUGUCUUUUGCAUAAGUCCAUAGAAGAGCUUAAAAAGUUUAAGCUAAAGGGAUACUACCUGUCCUCGUCGCCCCGUCCCUGUCCCAUUGGGACGGUCAGACCCAGUAGGUUGGGCAGAUCUUUGGGACUGAGCCAGAGACAGCAGCGCAUGUCCUUCCUCUUUCGGCCAUGUGGUGGUGCUGUUCUUUUAGUUAUCUUGGCCGCGCUAGUCCAAUAUUUAUUUUCGGGCCCUGGAGAGAGCAGAGAAGUUGGAGGAGGGGGAUUGGCUAAAAGCCACUCCCUUCAAGCACUGCAGGCUGUAUCUCCAUUAGCCUUUCAGAAAUCUUCCCCAGGAAGCUGGAUUAGUGAGUCGAACGGCCGCAGGGCAGUGAACCGAGGCUACGUCACCAGCUUGCUCUGGCUGCACCAGGACUGGCACAGCCGUGACACAGCCAACACCUACGUGCAGAUCCGACGGGGCUUGCUGCUCUGCCUCAAGCACAUUUCUGCCCUCCGGUCUGGCAGGGAGGCCUUCCUGGCAGCACAGGGCAUGGAAAUCCUCUUCAGCACCACACAGAACUGCCUGGAUGACAAGAGCAUGGAGCCCGUCAUCUCUGUGGUGCUUCAGAUCCUGAGGCAGUGCUACCCUAAGAGUCCACUUCCCUUAGUCACAGCCAGCAGUGCCUAUGCCUUCCCGGUCCCUGGGCACAUUGCUACUGAACCUCCAUGUGAUCUACCUGAAGAGGAUUUUGAAGAUGACGGCGAUGACGAGGUGGACCAAGACUCUGAUACUGAAGAUGGGAAAGUGGAAGAUGAUGACUUGGAAACAGAUGUGAACAAGCUAACUUCCAAACCUGGUCUUGACCGACCUGAAGAGGAACUGAUGCAAUAUGAGGCGAUGUGUCUUGAGCUCUCCUAUAGCUUUGAGGAACUGGAGUCCAAACCUGGAGGUGAUCUGAACUCUGAGAAGACUCAGUAUGCGAAUCACCACCACAUUCUGACUGCUGCCUCCUCAAAGCAGCACUGCUACAACAAGGACCAAAGCUCCUGUGGACAAGAAAGGGAAGACUCUGUCCGGAGUUCCCUUCUGUGCAUGGUGAAGACACAAAGGUCCACUGUGCAUCUAGGCUCCAAAAGAAAGCCUGGAGUGAACCCGUACCAAAAUGUGCAAUCCAAUAGUCUUGGGAGAGAUUCUUCUGGAAGUGAAAUCCCUGACAUUCAGGCUUCCCUGAAAGCAGAUGCCUGGGACAUAGAUGCAAUUUUCUGCCCAAGGAUGAGUGCCUCCUUUUCUAAUUCCACUAGGACUGGAGAGGCUGUUGAAGUAAUAGAUAAGCUUCUGCAGACACAUCUGAAGUGUGUCCCUUUCCACGAUCCCUAUCUUUAUAUGGCCAAAGCCAGAAGAACCAGCUCUGUGGUGGACUUCAAGAUGGUGGCAUUUCCUGAUGUCUGGGGACACUGUCCCCCUUCCACCACUCAGCCUAUGUUGGAACGCAAAUGUGGAGUCCAAAGGAUCAGGAUAUUUGAGGAUAUUCGAAGGCUCAUCCAGCCAAGUGAUGUUAUAAAUAAAGUUGUCUUCAGUUUAGAUGAGCCUUGGCCUUUGCAAGACAAUGCUUCCAAUUGUUUACAGUUCUUCUCUAAAUUUGAGUCAGGAAAUCUUCGCAAAGCCAUCCAAGUGCGUGAGUUUGAGUAUGACUUGCUGGUCAACGUGGAUGUAAACAGCACCCAGCACCAGCAGUGGUUCUAUUUCAAAGUGAGCGGUAUGCAGGCGGCCGUCCCUUACCACUUCAACAUCAUCAACUGCGAGAAGCCCAACAGCCAGUUUAAUUAUGGGAUGCAGCCCACCCUGUAUUCCGUGAAGGAGGCCCUUCUUGGCAGACCCACCUGGAUAAGGACAGGCUAUGAAAUAUGUUACUACAAAAAUCAUUAUCGCCAGAGUACAGCUGCUGCAGGCGGAGCAUCUGGGAAGUGCUACUAUACCCUCACCUUUGCUGUCACCUUCCCACACAAUGAGGAUGUCUGCUACCUGGCCUACCACUAUCCCUACACCUACACAGCCCUCAUGACUCAUCUUGACAUCCUGGAAAAGAGUGUCAACCUCAAAGAGGUCUACUUCCGGCAAGAUGUUCUCUGCCAGACGUUGGGAGGGAAUCCGUGUCCCUUGGUGACCAUCACGGCCAUGCCUGAGUCCAACAGUGAUGAGCAUCUAGAGCAGUUCCGACAUCGUCCAUAUCAGGUGAUCACCGCUCGAGUUCAUCCAGGAGAGAGCAAUGCCAGUUGGGUGAUGAAGGGUACCUUGGAGUUCCUGGUCAGCAGUGACCCUGUGGCUAGGCUCUUGAGGGAAAACUUCAUCUUCAAGAUCAUACCCAUGCUCAACCCAGACGGUGUCAUCAACGGCAACCACAGAUGCUCACUGAGCGGGGAAGAUUUGAACAGACAAUGGCUUUCUCCCAGUGCUCAUCUGCAGCCAACCAUUUACCAUGCAAAAGGCCUCCUCUACCACCUGAGCAGCAUUGGCCGAAGUCCCGUGGUUUUCUGUGACUUCCAUGGCCACUCCCAAAAGAAGAAUGUGUUCCUUUAUGGCUGUAGCAUCAAGGAAACCUUGUGGCAAGCAGCAUGCACUGUAGGCACAUCUACUAUCCUAGAGGAUGUCAACUACAGGACUCUUCCCAAAAUCCUUGAUAAACUAGCACCAGCAUUCACAAUGAGCAGCUGCAGCUUCCUUGUGGAGAAAUCUCGAGCCUCCACGGCCCGGGUGGUGGUGUGGAGAGAGAUGGGGGUGUCCAGAAGCUACACCAUGGAAAGCAGCUACUGUGGUUGCAACCAGGGCCCCUAUCAGUGUACAUAGAGGCUGUUGGAGAGGACAAAGAAUGUAAGGGCUCGCCCAAUGGAUGGCCUUCAGGGUCUACAGUUUGGUACCAGAGAACUGGAGGAGAUGGGAGCCAUGUUCUGCUUGGGCCUCCUCAUCCUGGAGCUCAAAUCUGCCAGCUGCAGCCAUCAGCUCCUGGCUCGAGCUGCAACCCUGCUGAGUGCUGAGGAGGAGGCUCUGGACCAGCACCUCCAGCGGUAA
Molecule: messenger RNA, 3051 nt
Organism: Mandrillus leucophaeus (drill)
Lineage: Eukaryota; Metazoa; Chordata; Mammalia; Primates; Cercopithecidae
Product: cytosolic carboxypeptidase 4-like
Exons: 19
Biological process (GO): protein side chain deglutamylation; proteolysis; C-terminal protein deglutamylation
Molecular function (GO): metallocarboxypeptidase activity; zinc ion binding
Source: RefSeq, a predicted model, not a curated record